AGCUUCUCCGAUUAGGGUUUUUAUUUUUUAAGCAGAGGACGGACAUUGAGCAGCCAAACCACCAGCAGCAACAGCCAUGGUCCUCAAGACGGAACUUUGCCGCUUUAGUGGCGCCAAGAUCUACCCUGGGAAGGGCAUCAGAUUCGUUCGUGGUGAUUCUCAGGUCUUUCUGUUUUCAAACUCGAAAUGCAAAAGGUAUUUCCACAAUCGUUUGAAGCCAUCAAAGCUCACAUGGACUGCCAUGUAUAGGAAGCAACACAAAAAGGACAUUGCUCAAGAAGCUGUGAAGAAGAAGCGUCGUGCUACCAGGAAGCCAUACUCUAGGUCAAUUGUUGGUGCUACCUUGGAAGUUAUCCAGAAGAGAAGAACCGAGAAGCCUGAAGUUAGAGAUGCAGCAAGGGAAGCUGCUCUUCGUGAAAUUAAAGAGAGGAUCAAGAAGACAAAAGAUGAGAAAAAGGCUAUGAAGGCAGAGGUAUCGGCUAAGCAACAAAAGGCACAGGGCAAAGGCCAUGUUACAAAGGUUGCUGCACCGAAAGGUCCCAAACUUGGUGGAGGAGGUGGCAAACGCUGAGUUUCUAGUUUUGUACCUUUUUGGAUACCGUUUAAAUAGAGUUGUUUUGAAGCUUCUGUAGUGAUACUGUAUUUGCUUUCUUCAUUAAUCGUUUCUUAUCAUGCUAUUUGAUCAAACGUAAUCUUGAAACUUGAGUAACUUGUUAUUGAGUGGAUUACCCCACCCAUUAUAUCGUUAUGUUAUACUCGAAACAACCUCUAUAUUUGUUAUUUUUCUUUAAAUUUAAGUUUGGUUAUUGCAUA
Arachis duranensis is the source of this 813-nucleotide messenger RNA. RefSeq names its product 60S ribosomal protein L24. Gene Ontology annotation, cellular component: cytosolic large ribosomal subunit. The record is from RefSeq and is a predicted model, not a curated record. Gene Ontology annotation, biological process: cytoplasmic translation. Gene Ontology annotation, molecular function: structural constituent of ribosome; mRNA binding. Lineage: Eukaryota; Viridiplantae; Streptophyta; Magnoliopsida; Fabales; Fabaceae. The transcript has 5 exons. The coding region runs from base 77 to 571 and encodes 164 amino acids.